Messenger RNA from Calliphora vicina (urban bluebottle blowfly), 1553 nucleotides. Its product is annotated as palmitoyltransferase ZDHHC16. Gene Ontology annotation, molecular function: palmitoyltransferase activity. Lineage: Eukaryota; Metazoa; Arthropoda; Insecta; Diptera; Calliphoridae. Gene Ontology annotation, biological process: protein palmitoylation. The transcript has 7 exons. The coding region runs from base 83 to 1243 and encodes 386 amino acids. Gene Ontology annotation, cellular component: Golgi apparatus. The record is from RefSeq and is a predicted model, not a curated record.
UAAAAUAUGUGCUUAAACAUAAUUAUUUUAAAUUAUACUAAUUAAAGUUUGCUAAAUUAAAUUCUAAGAAACUCCUUAUAAUAUGGGCCGUAUAAAUUGGAAAUUGCCAAAACUUACUAAAAAUCUAGUUAAUUAUUUUCAUUUGAGAUGGUCCUAUAUGAAGUUAUGUUGGCGUUCCUUGACAUACAAUCAACACAUGAAUGCUUCCUAUGCAACCGAUGUGUGUAUGGAACCAGUAUUUUGGAUUGUUGACAACUAUACACAUUUAUUAGGACCGUUUUUUGUAAUUGGUGUGGCCUUAUUAACUACUGCCGUUGUUAGCAUUGCUUACUGGUUAGGUUUGCCAUUUUGGUGGCAAAAAAGUCAACUGACGACAGUUUUUCUAUUAAUCGUAGGCAACUGGUUGCUUAUCAAUGUCGUGUUUCAUUAUGUUAUGGCAGUAAUAACACCGGCUGGCGAUCCUCCAGAAGGUAUUUCUCUGAACGAAGCUGUGUCUGUAUGUAAAAAAUGUAUUACUCCUAAACCGCCGCGUACUCACCAUUGUUCUGUUUGUAAUAAAUGUAUACUAAAAAUGGAUCAUCAUUGCCCCUGGCUUAACAAUUGUGUUGGUUUUGGCAACCAUCGUUACUUUUUCCUGUACAUGUUCUAUACCACCAUUGGUUGUUUGUUUUUAAUUGUAUUUGGCUUUGAGAUUGGCUACAAUUAUUUGUGGUUAGAUCAUGGUGAACAUUGGACCGAAACGGAGCCGUUAGAAGGACAGCCAGUGAAAUUAAAUUUAAGCGGUCAUAUAAUACCAGAUAGUCAUCUGAAUGAAUAUGAUGAAGAUAUUUUAUUGCCAGCCCAACAUAAUUUGCCAACACCGGCCAAUGUUAUGGAUGGAAGUAGUGUUUCUAACAUAAGUAAACGCAGAUCAUUAUGGUUUAUGACCAUAAUAUGUUCAGCAGUGGUUGUAGCCUUGGGUACACUCUGCUCUUGGCAUGCCAAGUUGAUAACACGUGGUGAAACCAGCGUCGAGGCUCAUAUAAAUCAAUCGGAACGUAAGAGGCUGCUGCAGCAAAAUAAAAUUUAUAUAAAUCCUUAUGAUUUUGGACCUGAAAAGAAUUGGCGUUUAUUUUUAGGCAUAGUAAGAGGACGUACGUUUUGGCGUUCGGUUCUGUUGCCUUCUUGGCACAAACCUGAAGGUAAUGGCUUGCGGUUUCACACCAUACAUGACUAUGCAGCACAAAAUGAUGAGUGGCCGUAAAUUAUGUUUCAACAUAAAAGUUAGUAAUUUUAUUAGAAAAACACCAAUUCCAUUUAGACACUUUAUUCAUAAAUAAUUAAGUAAACAAAUUUUAUUUAUAUUAUAAUUAGUGAAACAACUUAUAUUAAGUUUGACAUUUUUCUCUAAGUCAUACAUAUAUUUAUUUAAAAGCAUUUAUUUAACUAUGAGUAUAAUAAUUAUUUUAGAUAUUACCUUAAGAAUAAACAAAUAUAAUGUGAAAACAUUUAAUUUAUGUUUAAAAUUUUAAUACAGUUCUGCAAUAAAAUAAUUUGUUUCAAAUACAAAAAAA